AUGUCACUCCAAGUGAACGAACCACGGUCGCGAACCAGAUCCAAAUCCCCCGGUCGCGAACGCUCACGGUCGCGCGACAGCCGAGUCCCCUCUCCCUCCCCGCACGGCUCCCGCUCCGCCAUCGAACCCCCAAGACCAAAAAGUUACAACCCCGCCGAAGAAGCAGAAAUAGAGCGCCAAUACAAGCUAAUCAGCCAAGAGCGCCGCCACCAAACCACCGACGACUCGCGCCCCGUCGUCUCGCGCGCCCCAAGAACCUCCCGCUACGACCUCGACCACUCAGAGUCGGACUCUGAGUUGAGACGUCGACGCGAUCAAGACGCAGAGAGCUCGCGACGCCGUCGCGAUGAUCGCUACGAGCACUCGGACGACGAGCGCGGCUCGACUGCGCCGGCGCCGGCGAGUUCGCGGUCGCAUCGCAGACGACCCUCGUCGCCGGAUCGCGGAAGUCGCGUGAACCAACACGACUCGGACUCGGCGGAUGAUCUGGCCUACGGUGAUGCGCCGGGGAAUCACCCCAGCUACGCGCGUCCGAAUCGCUAUAGCUAUGCGCAGCCCGCGCAGUUCGCGACCGCGGCCCCGCGGGCGCAGGGAUACCCUGCUGCUGCGCCGAUUGACUGGGCCUCUGUGCCUGAGUGCGAGCGUCCUGGAUAUGUGCCACCUUCGUCGCAGCCUUCAGGUCCGGCUACUAUGCCCGGCGCGUUUCCCGUGUCUUCGAGUUACCCCGCUAGCUCGGGUGCUGUGCCAGCGCCGGUGAAUCCCCCGUUGCCGUAUGGGCUACCGGCUCAGUAUGCGACGAGUGCGGGUUAUGUGCCUUCGCAUUAUCGCACUGCCUCUGCUAGUGAUGCGGGUUAUCAGCCCCCGGUGGUGGGGUAUGCGAAUCCCGGCGUGUAUCAGUAUGCGCAGAUCGAUCCUAAUUUGAAGUAUGCUUCGAAGGUGGAUCCAGCGUCGAAACCGGCGUCGAAACCGGCGCCGGCUUACCCUGCUGCUACGCAUGAGCAGUAUUCUAGACCCCCGCCGCAGCAAGUGCAGAGUCAGUAUUAUCCGCAAUCGCAGCCGCAGCCGCAACAGCAACAGCAGCCGCUACCGCCGCCGCCGAAACCUCAAGACCAGUCGUAUAGGUAUAAUAAUGAGCCUGAGUUUGUGGAGAUUGCACCGGGUGGGAAUCGAUCGAGUGCUCGUCCGCACAGCCAGUCCGUGUCAUCGUCGAAUACCCUCGCAGUUGGCGGAGCCAAUGCAGUCCAUUCCGCCCAUCCCCCAGCCAGUCCACUGCUAGAGCCGUAUCACGGUACCUAUCAGUCCAUCUCACCGAUGCCAACGGCGAUCGUCAUCCCCUCCAUCCGCGACGACGACAUCUCAGACCUUGAACCCCUAGACGGCAGCGGAACCUCCGCCUCUGAAUCCAGCCGACGCGGCAAACACCGCCGCUCGCACUCCUCCGUUAACGAGCGCGAAUCCCGCAGCAGCAAAGAAAAGAAAGACAAAGAGCGCGGCUCGGACCGCGACGACAAACGCCUCACCCGUCCAACAUCCAGCCACAACCGCCACGACUCAACCUCCUCCGCCGACCCAAGAAUCCUCGUCUCCCCACUAACCGGCCGCAAACGCGUCUCCUUCUACGACGCCGGCCCAGACGCCGCAGCCAUGCAAUCUGCCCUAAACCACACCCGAAACAUAGAUAGCAAAACCAUAAUCCAAAUCCUGCCCCGUCUCUCAAGCGACGAGAUCCUCCUCCUGCGCCAGGAAUACAAAGCCCGCGUCCGUAUUCAAGGAAAAGGAAUAAACCUCGCCAAACACCUCCGUCUCAAACUAGGCAGUUCCUCCUUCGCAAAAGUCUGCUACGCAACCGCCCUCGGCCGCUGGGAAUCAGAAGCAUAUUGGGCAAACUGCUAUUACCAAGCCGGCACAUCUCGUCGCGAACUACUAAUCGAGUCGUUGAUGGGUCGGUCGAAUGCCGCGAUCCGCGAAAUCAAGAACUCCUUCCGCGAUACGCGCUACGAUAACAGUCUCGAGCGCUGCAUGCGCUCUGAGUUGAGAGCGGAUAAAUUCCGCGUUGCGAUUCUGCUUGCGCUUGAGGGACAACGGCAGGAUGAGCGCGAUCCGGUCGAUAAACGCCUUGUCAGGGAUGAUGUGCAGGAUUUGUAUCGUGCCAUUGUGAAGGAGGGUGGGGAGACGGCUAUGAUUCAUAUUAUUGUGCUGAGGAGUGAUGCGCAUAUGCGCGAGGUGCUGCGUGUCUAUGAAGAUAAUUAUGGGCAUAAUUUUACAAGGGCUAUGAUUUCUAAGUCGAGGAAUUUGGUGGGCGAAACCCUCGCCCACAUCCUCAACGGCGCAAUUAACAGACCAAUGCGCGAUGCCCUCCUCCUCCACCAAGCUCUGCGCGAAUCCCGUACCGGUCGUGAGCGCUCAGAAUUGCUCAUUUCCCGUCUCGUCCGGCUGCACUGGGAGCCGAGACAUCUUGAUCUCGUUAAGAAUGAGUACAGGCGUAGGUAUCAUGAGCGUUUGGAGGAGGCUAUUGCGGAGGAGAUUCUUUCGCUGAAUGGGGGGCAGGAGUGGGGGGAGUUCUGUAUUGAGUUGGCGCGGAAUGCUUGA
Molecule: messenger RNA, 2589 nt
Organism: Penicillium vulpinum
Lineage: Eukaryota; Fungi; Ascomycota; Eurotiomycetes; Eurotiales; Aspergillaceae
Gene: anxc4
Product: annexin ANXC4
Exons: 2
Coding region: 1-2589 (862 amino acids)
Cellular component (GO): cytoplasm
Molecular function (GO): calcium ion binding; calcium-dependent phospholipid binding
Source: RefSeq, a predicted model, not a curated record